ACGUAGUAUUCCGGUUAAGUGUUGACUGUUGUGGGGUGAUUAAUAUAUUGCUAAUAUGUCGUGUAUGUCUGUGGUGACCAGAGAGCAGUUCAUAUCAUAGAAGGUAUUCAUAACAGGCUGACAUAUUAAUAUAUAGUAUGAAGAUGGACAAACGAUAUGUGUGUCUCUUGUAUUUAACUGCGUUAUUUAUUGGAAUUUCUGCCAAGUCCCGACAUCGGAUUACUGGCGAAACAUUGUUAUCUGUCAAGCCUAGUCUGAAAUUAGAACCUCGCAUUGUUAAUGGCGAAGACGCGAUUGCCCAUUCAUACCCAUGGCAAGCAGCGCUGGUAUCUGAAGAAGAAGAAGAAGGAGAUCAAGAAAAGAUUAUGUUUUGUGGUGGUUCGUUGAUCGAUAAACAUUACGUGUUGACAGCUGCACAUUGUGUUGCUGGUGUAACCAAAGACGAAGCUACAGUUAUACUUGGCGAUCAUUUAUUGAAUGAAGAGGAAGGUGUAGAGCAAGUGCGCCAUGUAAGCAAGAUAAUCCGAAGUCCUGUAUACAAGAACUGCACAAUGGACAAGGACUAUGCUUUACUUAAAUUAGAUAAACCCGCGAUACUCAACGAGUAUGUUAAUGUGAUCCCUCUUGGGAAAGAAUUUGUUUCUUCGGGUGAUUGUAUUGUCACUGGAUGGGGAACUGAAGACGAAAAUGGAUCGGUGAACAACAUUCUAGAGGAAGCAACCGUAGAUGUGUUACCCCAGGAUAUAUGUCAAUAUGUUUGGAGCAACGUUAUAGACAUACUACCAAGUAUGCUGUGUGCUGGCACCGGGAUUUCUGGUUCGUGCUCGGGAGACAGUGGUGGACCGUUAAUUUGUCGUGACAAUGGAGAGUGGUUCCUGGCUGGCAUCACAAGUUGGGGUGCUGAAUGCGGCUUGAUGGGCGUUCCUGACGUUUAUACUCGUGUUAGUGCUAUUUACGAUGAAAUCAAAGCAGUGAUCGAUGGCAAAAAUAAUAAUAAUGUUUAAGAAGAGAAACAAAUUUUCGCAAUGAAAGCGAUAUCAUAUGAUUUACAAUUGUGUGUAUAGUAUCAGCAUGUUCAGUUCAGAAAAAAAAAUAAUUGUAAAUAAAUAUACCGGUAUGUUAGAAAUGCCUAUGU
Molecule: messenger RNA, 1135 nt
Organism: Saccoglossus kowalevskii
Lineage: Eukaryota; Metazoa; Hemichordata; Enteropneusta; Harrimaniidae
Product: chymotrypsinogen A-like
Biological process (GO): proteolysis
Molecular function (GO): serine-type endopeptidase activity
Source: RefSeq, a predicted model, not a curated record